Molecule: messenger RNA, 1509 nt
Organism: Ustilaginoidea virens
Lineage: Eukaryota; Fungi; Ascomycota; Sordariomycetes; Hypocreales; Clavicipitaceae
Exons: 2
Coding region: 1-1509 (502 amino acids)
Biological process (GO): dephosphorylation
Molecular function (GO): phosphatase activity
Source: RefSeq, a predicted model, not a curated record
AUGUCGACUCUGGUGCCGCGGCCACCCUACUCUGAUGCCGAACUGGCAGCGCUCUACCCCCCUCAGCUUCGACUGUGCCAAGUCCAGAUUCUUCUUCGCCAUGGCGAACGCACUCCGACCAACCCGAGAUUCGCAAACACGGGUCUCCCAGCCUUCUGGCCCUAUUGCUCCGCCGUCAAUCACCUUCGCAAUGCCGUCCUCGACCCGGACACGGCGCGCUUCUCCGUGCUCGAGUGGAGGCGGAGGCUCGAGACCACGGCCCCCGACGGCUCUCCCGUCUUGGCGUCCGGCCCCGGCGGCCAAAUCGACAGCAUCUGCGACGCGGGCAUGUUGACGGAUCGCGGCCGCGAGACGACAUUUCACUUGGGCCAAAGGCUUCGCAAGCUGUACGUCGACCAGCUCGGCUUUCUCCCCGCCAAAGUCCAAAACACCGACUUCAUGUACGCACGAUCCACGCCCAUUCCGCGAGCUCUGGAAUCCGUGCAGCAGGCCCUGAGUGGGCUCUUCCCUCGCCACGCCCGCGCCGACGACUUCUCUCCCCCGACCAUCAUCUCCCGCGCACCCGCAGACGAAACUCUGUUUCCCAAUGACUCCCAUUGCCGCCGCUUCGCCGUCCUGGCCCGCGCCUUUGCUCAACGAGCUGCGGACCGGUGGAACGACAGCGAGGACAUGGCCUACCUCACCGACAAGUUGGGUAAAUGGAUGCCGCCCGACAGACCGAGGGUUGCUGUGGAUUCGCGUCCCCGCUUGAGCGGCAUAAUGGACACUGUCAACGCAACGUCUGCCCAUGGACCGGGUACGAGACUGCCACGCGAGUUUUACGACGCCAGGGUAAAGCGCGUCCUGGAAAAGAUUGCAGUGGAAGAAUGGUACGCAGGCUACAAGGAGAGCGAGGAAUAUCGCACUCUGGGCAUUGGCGCUUUGCUCGGCGACCUGGUCUUGCGCAUGGUCGAGUCUGCCGCGAGGGUCCCGACCAGCAACAGCCCGCCCGGCAUGGCGAAGCAGCAGCAGCCGGAUGCCGUGCCGUCUGGCAUUCUUUUCGGUCUGAGCGGGUGCCACGACACGACCUUGGCUGCCACCCUUGCCAGUCUCGGCGCCUUGAACGAAGACGAAUGGCCUCCCUUCACCAGCCACAUUGCCGUGGAAUUGUUCCAGCGAACCGACACAGACGCAGCCACUCCGAGGCAUUCGUGGUGGGACGCCCUCCUGGGCCGCUCGCCCUCCCAUCAACACCAAAUAGGUCGCAAGCCAACCCAGGCGCUCAGCGAGCCGGAGAAGAAGCGUCUGCGAGAUUUCUACGUUCGCAUUCGCUACAAUGACCGACCCGUCGCGAUUCCCGGCUGCAAAGCACCGGGCGACCACCUCGACGGCGACGAGUCGUUUUGCACCUUGCAAGCAUUCAAGUCCAUCGUGGAUAGAUUCACCCCGCACGACUGGAAGCAGCAAUGCCGUACAAACAUGAACGCCCCUCCUUUUCCUGCCGCGCCGGAACCCGCGGGGUACUCUUGA